AUGGUGGAAAAACGGAAACGCUACAUGGCCGUCCGAGAGACAACCUCCGCAAAACGUCGCAGCCCAAGUCCUACAACCACUGCCGGUGCGACACCUGAGCUCGCCCAUGAUGUGCCAACGACGUUUGCGAGGGAUGGACCGUUGCCGGUGCUGCCGGUGCGACAGGAGAAGGAGCUACCGUUGAAGGAGUAUAAGAGUGUGGCCGAGAGUCGAGUCAUGCAAGAAUCGCUCGAACGCUCACGCCGCAAAUGGGUCGACGGCGACAUCUUCGAAAAGUUCUGGACCAAGCCGCUCAAGUCACGGAGGCUCGACCCCGUCGAGAUGGAGAAGAACCCGGGGAAGGACUGCAUGACCAGGCUCGGGAGUGCCACGCUGAGCUGCAAGCCGCACAAGUUCGAGAUCAAACUUUUCGGCGUUCUCGAACCUGUUAAGGUCCCCCCCGCACCUCCUGUCCCCACCCCUGCCCCGCCACCGCAAAUGCAACCGCAAACUCUACAGAGACAGCCACAGCAGAUGCAGCCGGUCAAUGGGAUGCAGCAGGGAGCUCCGUUUGCGGGGACUGCGCAGCCGGUACAGCAGCAGGUGCAGACAUCGGCGGUACCACACCCGCAGCCGGCCACUCAAGGACAUGUUGCUGCUGCUCCGCAGCAUUAUGUGCCAGCCCAGGCUCCGACCCAGCGCCCGAUGCACCUUACUCCACAGCAGCAGCAGCACCCGCAACACCAACAGCACCCACAGCAUCAACAACAACACCAACAACACCCUCAACAUCUGCAACACCCGCAACAUCCACAACACCCGCAACACCCGCAAUAUCGCCCCCAACAACAGCAUCACCCCCAACAGCCCCCACACCCGCAGCAGCCAGGACCACCUCGACCAGAUCCCGUCAUCCAGUCGUUGGCAAUCCGGGCUGCCGAAGAUCCCGAGCUGAAGGCCCUCAUGAGGAUCGUCGCCUCCGGGAAGGCGACCCAGGAACAAUUAAAGAUCUUCCAGGGCCAUAUUGAUGCAUUGACUCCACAACCACUUGUGCCGACCGCCGCCCGACCAAUUGCUCCUACGCAAGGGCUUGUCAAUCCCCAGCCACAGGCCCGACCCCAGCAAAUGCACCCGCACCCGCACCAGCACCCGCAGCAUCUCCAGCAUCUCCAACACCCUCAACAUCUCCAGCAUCAACAGCACAUGCAGCAUCCUCACAACCAGCAACAGCAGCACCCCCAUCCGUCAUACAUGGUGCAACACCUGCACCCCCAGUACCAGCAGGCCCACCAAGCUCCACGCCCGCAGCAGGUAGCACCCCCGAAGCCGAAGCCCUUCCCGCAGCCGCCAAAACAGGAGAUCACCGCUAUAGUCUUCGAGUUCACCGACCCAUACAGCCAGGGCGACCGCUUCCUGUUCCCGAAAUACUCGAUCCUCGAGUACUCCAAGAACGGCAUGAUGGUCAUCGCAUCCUUCAUGGUGACUCGCAAGCCCAUCGACGACCUCGACGAAUACUACCAGCCGCUCACCAUCACCCUGGAAUCAACGAGCCCGCGCAACCUCGAGAUCCUCCAGCGGGUCGUCAAGGACGCGGACACAACACGGGAGCACAUGAAGAAGCUCAUGGCGACACUCAAGCGCGCGGACGACAGCUUCCUCGCAUUCCGGCUGCGACGCGAGCCCGGCGACGUGGUCCCCGAUAGGCUUGAUGCGCCGCUGCUGCUGCCGCCGCCACCGCCGCCGGGCCGCGCGAGGGAGAGUAGAGUAAGGAGAGACGCGAGCACGCCGGUGGUGCCCGGGGAGACGAGGGAAGCGCCGCGUGGACCAAGGGUCAAGAAUGUGAAGAAGGUUCGUGCUUUAAAAAGUUCUUGUUAA
This is a messenger RNA of Morchella sextelata, 1854 nucleotides long. RefSeq lists its product as uncharacterized. The coding region runs from base 1 to 1854 and encodes 617 amino acids. The record is from RefSeq and is a predicted model, not a curated record. Gene Ontology annotation, molecular function: ATP-dependent H2AZ histone chaperone activity. Lineage: Eukaryota; Fungi; Ascomycota; Pezizomycetes; Pezizales; Morchellaceae. Gene Ontology annotation, biological process: chromatin remodeling. Gene Ontology annotation, cellular component: Swr1 complex. The transcript is spliced from 2 exons.